This is a messenger RNA of Manacus vitellinus (golden-collared manakin), 1697 nucleotides long. RefSeq names its product keratin, type I cytoskeletal 19. NCBI's taxonomy places the organism in Eukaryota, Metazoa, Chordata, Aves, Passeriformes, Pipridae. The transcript is spliced from 8 exons. The record is from RefSeq and is a predicted model, not a curated record. Bases 234 to 1478 code for a protein of 414 amino acids. Gene Ontology annotation, molecular function: structural molecule activity.
GUUUGGGAAGGAAUCAGCCCACUCCACAGCCACUGACCAAUAAGGGAAUUGCCGUGUUGGCAGAGGGCUUAGGGCUGAUAAAUUCCACGGGUCUCAGAUAACACCUUCUGGAGACAACUCCCCUAAUCACCGGCUUAAAAGCAGUGAGGUGGGGGAGCAGGGCACACUCCUGCCUCGGGAUCAGGAACCUGUGAGUGCAGCUUGGUUUUCCAAGGUCCUUGGUUUUCCUCGCCAUGGCCAGUUACAGCUUCAGGCAAACCAGCUCUUCUGUGGUGGGGGGCCCUGUCGGCUCCUCGCUGCGGUUCGGCGGCAGCUUCAGGGCCCCCAGCAUCCACGGGGGCUCCGGGGGCAGGGGCGUGUCCGUGUCCUCGGCCAGGUUUGUCUCCUCGGGCCUGGGAAGCGGCCUGGGGGGAGGCUACGGAGGCAGCUUUAGCAGCAGCUUCAGCUAUGGGGGCGGCGACGGGCUCCUCUCAGGAAACGAAAAGGCGACCAUGCAAGGCCUGAACGACCGCCUGGCGUCCUACCUGGAGAAGGUGCGCGCCCUGGAGGACUCCAACGCUGACCUCGAAACUAAAAUCCGAACCUGGUACCAAAAACAAGGGCCAAGCCCAACUCGGGACUACAGCUCUUAUUUCAAGACUAUUGAGGACCUUCGAGACAAGAUCCUUGAUGCCACCAUCGACAAUGCCAGGAUUGUGCUGCAGAUUGACAACGCCAGGCUGGCUGCUGAUGACUUCAAAACCAAGUUUGAAACCGAGCAGGGGCUUCGCCAGAGCGUGGAGGCCGACAUCAACGGCCUGCGCCGCGUCCUGGACGAGCUGACCCUGGCCAGAGCCGACCUGGAGCUGCAGAUCGAGAACCUGAAGGAGGAGCUGGCUUAUCUGAGGAAGAACCACGAGGAGGAGAUGAGUGCCCUGAGAGGACAAGUAGCCGGCCAGGUCAGUGUUGAACUGGACUCUGCUCCAGGCAUUGACCUGUCCAAGAUCCUGGCGGAUAUGAGAGACCAGUAUGAACAAAUGGCUGAAAAGAACAGGAAGGAUGCUGAGGCCUGGUUCCACAGCAAGACCGAGGAGCUGAACCGGGAGGUGGCCAUUAACACCGAACAACUGCAGAGCAGCAAGUCUGAGGUCACUGACCUGAGGCGCAGCCUGCAAGGGCUGGAGAUCGAGCUGCAGUCCCAGCUCAGCAUGAAAGCGGCGCUGGAAAGCACCUUGGCCGACACGGAAGCGCGUUACGGGGCGCAGCUGGCGCAGAUCCAGGGGCUGGUUGGCAGCAUGGAGGCACAGCUGGCAGAGCUCCGAGCUGAGAUGGAGCGCCAGAACACCGAGUACAAGAUCCUCAUGGAUAUCAAGACUCGGCUGGAGCAAGAGAUCGCCACUUACAGACAGCUGCUGGAAGGCCAGGAGUCCCAGAUGUUUGGCUCCCUUUCAGGAACUCCUGACAAAAGGGACAAGCGGGGAGAGGGGAAACAGCAGUGAGGAUCCUCCAAAGGUCAUCUGCAAAGUGAGAAAAGAGACAGCACACGGGGAUUGAGACGGAGAGGAAUCACUCUGAACCGCUGGAAACGACUUUUAAAGCACAGAAAGUUCUUGGGCACACAAAGUUUCGGCAGCUACACUCACCAAAUGGUGAUUCAGUUGCAAAUAGAGUCAGCUUUGCAAUUAUUUCUAGGUCUUGCAUGUACUGAAUUGCUGCAU